Cornus florida is the source of this 2717-nucleotide messenger RNA. RefSeq lists its product as uncharacterized. Bases 260 to 970 code for a protein of 236 amino acids. The transcript has 8 exons. Lineage: Eukaryota; Viridiplantae; Streptophyta; Magnoliopsida; Cornales; Cornaceae. The record is from RefSeq and is a predicted model, not a curated record.
CUUCUCUAUCCAUUACCUAUUUACAGCUAAAAAAAAAAAUCAUAGUUGAGAUAUGGGUGUGAUUGUUUUUGAGUAAUGAAUUUUCAAAUCCUACUAUAUAUGAGCUUGAACUGAAAUGGGUUUGUAAUAUGGAAGGAUUGAACUAAAUCAAUAUCACUAGAAUAAUCAAUCAUGAGAAAAGAUAGAUGGGUUUUUGCAGUUAUAAGGAAUUCAUGAACAAGAAGAAGAGUAAAGUAGUAGUAGUUGUUGUAGUAGUUCCAUGAAAGCCUUCUCAAUUUCAUCAUCAUCAUUCCUUGCAUUGGUAUAUGCUAGAGGUUGUGGUUCUUGCUCUUCUUCUUGUAAGAUUGUGGCCGGCAAGAGCAAAAGGCCCCAAUCAUCUUCUGAUAAGGGUUCCGAGGAAGCUCCUCCAAGGAUUACAUCCAAUGUCAAGCAAAAUUUGCAGUUUUUAAAAUUAUGGAAGGAGUUCCAAGAGAGAAAAUCUAGCACACCUAAACCAGCUACUAGUUACCGCAGAAAGAAGGCGGAGAAGGAAGACCUUCCAGAAGAUACAGAGCUCUAUCGCGAUCCUACUCUGACCCUUUACUAUACAAACCAGGGCAUAGAGACCGCCAGUCCUGUCUUGCUUGUUGAUGGUUAUAAUGUAUGUGGCUAUUGGCCGAAGCUGAAGAAACAUUUUAUGAAUGGAAGACUUGACAUUGCUCGCCAAAAGCUUGUUAAUGAAUUGGUAACAUUCAGUCUGCUGAGAGAGGUGAAAGUGGUGGUUGUAUUUGAUGCCAUGAUGUCUGGGCUCCCUACUCACAAGGAAAUAUUUUCGGGUGUUGAUAUAGUAUUCUCGAGUGAAACAUGUGCUGAUGCAUGGAUUGAGAAGGAGGUUGCGGCUUUGAAGGAAGAUGGAUGUCCAAAAGUUUGGGUUGUAACAUCUGAUCGUUGUCAGCAGCACGCGGCACAUGGGGCAAUCAAACCACUAUGAUUUGGUUGGAGACUGAGCGUUUGUCAUAAGAUUGGUUUUGCAGUGGACUCCUCGUGUGAUCUCUGGCUUUUGUUGUUUGCUGUGUGAUUUGUUGGUCGACUCUAAAUUCAAGUUAUUGCUUCAUUUUUUUCUGGAGGUUUUCUGUGAAACUUAAGUUGGACAGUAAGAAUUGAAUCCAGAAGGCUUCUAUGUUAUUUUAACUGAAUCUGCAAAUGUAAUUUUUGGAAAUUUGCUGUGUUUUUUCUUCUAAGCAUGCUUAGAGGAGGACUCUGGCUAAUUACCCUAUGGGUUCAUUCAGUUUGUUCUGCUCAACAUGGCUUUAGGCUUGUGAAAUACAUUUUUAAGGUAGGUCGCUGACCUUGUGCAGUAGUCUCUUCCAUAGUUGCAUAUUCACUUUUUGAUGCACAUUUGUUUUAUAAAGACAAAUUUGGGUUCUUCUGGUCUUUGCCACCUAUGGUGGAACCCCAUUAUUGAAGGUUGUAAAGUUGUUGCAGGAUGGGGAUGCAAUGAGAGGAGACCAGGAAUGAUAUUUUUAUAUUAUUGAUUCUUCUUUGAGCUACUGUGUAAAAAUUAUUGAAUUUUCAGGGAGUUAAAAAUUAUUGAAAUUCAAGGAGUUCCAGUAAUUUUGUUUUUAUAGGGAUAUGAUGGCAUUAUCUUUUCUUCCUGUUCAUCUGCUUUUUUUCAUGUGAUUACUACUUCAUGGACACAAUGAUGCAUAUAUCAGUUGUGCAUGCUAUGUUGGUUGAUAUCUCUAGAUAAUUUAUAUCAGCCGUUGCAUGCCAUCUUGGUUGAUAUCUCAAGAUAAUUUUCCAUCAACUUAUGUCUUAAGGUGAUGUAUGUUGUCAUUUGGCAACUUUUGUUCAUGUCCUUGUUGCUUAGUCUCAAGCCCUGUUUAUUUUGUGGAUUUAGUGAGAGUAAUGAAAGGAUAGGGAAAACGAUUUUCUUCAUGUUCUUCUCUAGCUUGGAUAAAGUUUAACGAAAAAUUUCUCAAUAAUGGUAGGGAAUUAGGAAAAAGUGUAGUAACAAAUAAAAUUAGAAUUUCAUUGCGACCAAGCAAUGGAAAAUGAUUUUGUUUAAACUCUCUUUUCUUUUCCUCACUAAAUUUGUAAUCAAACGGUCUUGUUAGCCUUUUAUUGUUACCAUUUUCUGCCAAGCCAAAGCUACUUAAAUGCUUAUUCAGCCUCAGUGUUUCAUUCAAGCCAUUGCUUUGUUGAAUAUAAUGUCAAAUUCAUGUGCUCAAGUGCGCUCAUUCAUCAGCUUUUCUCCAGGCUGAUGUUCAUUGAAAUUGCUUUGAGUUAGCUAAAUACUAUGAUUUUAUUCUAUUCUAAGUACUUUUGCUCACGGCCAUACAUUCCAUUCCUGCUCCGUUAAGUCUUAACCGUCUGAGCCAUUUCAUAAAAAAGGGAAAACCAAAUUUGUCAUCAGUUUGGAAAUCACAUUUUAAUCAGUUUUGGUGUCAGAUCUCCUAAACAUAAUCACCGCUAAUUUUACUGUGACUCUUACAAAAAUAAUGUCUUGUGGUCACUUGUUCUGUUAUGUUCUUUGGACAAAGAUUUGUUGUGGUAGUAGUUGCGAGAUGACUUGCUAUCUGUGGUUUCCAGGCAGGAUUAGUUGUUAUCUAUGAAUUGAACAGCUAAAAAAAAAUGUGUAUCCGUAUAAGGUGUUCAUACAGUAUAUGAUAUUUAUUCUUCAUACUUGUAUGAAUCACUCUGGUAAAGACCUGAUGGUCGUUUUUAAACUAUUAUGG